Chinchilla lanigera (long-tailed chinchilla) is the source of this 1987-nucleotide messenger RNA. RefSeq names its product caspase 9, apoptosis-related cysteine peptidase (gene Casp9). The transcript has 9 exons. The record is from RefSeq and is a predicted model, not a curated record. The coding region runs from base 72 to 1265 and encodes 397 amino acids. NCBI's taxonomy places the organism in Eukaryota, Metazoa, Chordata, Mammalia, Rodentia, Chinchillidae. Gene Ontology annotation, cellular component: cytoplasm. Gene Ontology annotation, biological process: apoptotic process; proteolysis; intrinsic apoptotic signaling pathway in response to DNA damage.
CCGGUUCUAGGGCGGGCCUGGUGGAGACCAGACCCCAAGGCCCGGAAGCGGCCGGAACUUCGGGUCCCAUCAUGGACCAAGAGGAUCGAGAGCUCCUCCGGCGGUGCCGCUUGCGUCUGGUGGGUGACCUGCAGGUGGCCCCGCUGUGGGACGCUCUGCUGAAUCGUGAGCUGUUCACGCCCGACAUGAUCGAGGACAUCCAGCGCGCAGGCUCUGGAUCUCGGCGGGAUCAGGCCAGGCAGCUGAUCACAGAUCUUGAGACCCGAGGGAGGCAGGCCCUUCCUUUAUUCAUCUCAUGUUUAAAGGACACGGGCCAGGACACACUGGCUUCAUUGCUGUGCGCAAGUCGGCAAGCAAUAAGGAGGGAUCCAGAGGCCAUCCGACCCCUGGACCCAGAGCCUGCGGUGAUGGAACCAAUGGUGCCCAAACCAAGUUCUCAGGAGACGAUGAAGGGAAAUGCAGAUUUGGCGUAUGUCCUGAGCGCGGAACCUUGCGGCCACUGCCUCAUCAUCAACAACGUACGCUUCUGCCCGACGUCGGGGCUUAGCACGCGCACCGGCUCCAACAUUGACUGUGAGAAGAUGCAGCGCCGCUUCUGCCGGCUGCAUUUCCAGGUGGAGGUCAGGUACGACCUGACCGCCAAGGAGAUGGUCCAGGCGUUGGCACAGCUGGCACAGCGGGACCACCAUGCUCUGGACUGUUGCGUGGUGAUCAUCCUGUCUCAUGGCUGUCAGGCCAGCCACCGCCAGUUCCCGGGGGCUGUCUAUGGCACAGACGGAUGUUCUGUGUCUGUGGAGAAAAUUGUGAACAUCUUCAACGGGACCAACUGCCCCAGCCUGGGAGGGAAGCCCAAACUCUUUUUCAUCCAGGCCUGUGGUGGGGAGCAGAAGGACCACGGGUUUGAUGUGGCCUUCGUGUCCCCCGAUACCGAGGCCCCUGGCAGCAGUGAUGAGGCAGAUGCUGUCCCGUUCCAGGGAGGCCCGGAGCCCACGGACCAGCCUGACGCAGUGUCGAGUUUACCCACACCCAGUGACAUCCUCGUGUCCUACUCUACCUUCCCAGGUUUCGUCUCCUGGAGGCAUACCACGCGCGGCUCCUGGUACAUCGAGACCCUGGAUGGCAUCUUGGAGCAGUGGGCUCCCUCUGAAGACCUGCAGGACCUGCUGCUCAGGGUCGCUAAUGCUGUGUCCGAGAGAGGGAUUUACAAACAGAUUCCUGGGUGCUUUAAUUUCCUCCGGAAAAAACUUUUCUUUAAAACCAAAUGAAACCAAGGCUGGCCACCCUGCCUCAUCAUUCACCCCACAGUUUUCCUGCUGCUGCAGGUGGCUGAGAUCACCACGUCCUAUAAGUCAAGGGCUUAAGAGCCGUGCAGAGCCAGGCAGUUCCUGUCCCUCACCGUGCAGCAGACUGCAGCCAUGCCGAGUGGAGAGCAGCAUCCAGGAGCGGAGGGAGAGGAGCAGAAAGCCGUGGACACCACGCAGUCUCCGCACGGUUGCCCCGUGGGCCAGGUGAUCCUUGGUCCUGGCGUUACCCUGGCAUCGGGGGACACUCUGUGCUAUCCCUGGCCUCCAGCUGCCAAUGCCAGGAGCAGCCCCCUGACCAUGGCCAUCUUCAGACAUUGCCACCUGUGCCCUGGGUGACAGAACGGUCCCCACUGGAGAAGCGAGGGUCUGCAGGGAUCUGGGGCCAUAGGCAGACCAGGGUCUCUCAGGUCAGCCAGCUUUGGCUACUAGAGUUAAACAGCUGGGUCUGGAAUUCUAAAUGAAGUGCCAGCAAUGGUGAACAUUCUUUUAUUAUAUUAUUGAGUUUUAAAAAUAAGUCUUAGGUGAAUAUGGAUUUUUUUUUUUUUGCCUGUAUCCCUUCUUAUUUUGCUCCAACUCUUUGUCUUCCCUCAUAAAGUAGACUUUUGCUAUUUUCAAAACAUUCCCCCAGAGUUGGGUAUCUCAAAAUAAAAUAAUAGUUAAAAUGGCUGUGCAGUGGUGGUGAA